Molecule: messenger RNA, 934 nt
Organism: Nilaparvata lugens (brown planthopper)
Lineage: Eukaryota; Metazoa; Arthropoda; Insecta; Hemiptera; Delphacidae
Exons: 4
Coding region: 104-919 (271 amino acids)
Source: RefSeq, a predicted model, not a curated record
CCGUCGAAGCGGUGGCGCAAGAAGCGACGUCAAUACCUCAUGAACAUGAUGCAGCCGCUGCAGCGUCGCAAGGAGACGGCUGAGAUGCAGCCGGAGGCGGCAGAUGUCAUCAUGCCUGUCAUGGCCGCGGGGUGUGGAGGGCGUGGCUGGGGGCGUAAUGGGCGGGGCGGCUGUGGGGGCGGGGCCGCUCAGUGCUGCCAACGAAGACAGCAAGGACAGUUCUGGUCACAAGGAGGAGGCUGCACCUAAAGUCACCGUCACCGAUGAGCCGUGGUACUAUGACGAACUGGACCUUCACGCAAUGGACGGCUUCGACGAGCCGGAUCCGGACUCUGAUUACGACUACGAGGAACCCUACCCCAAGCGCAAGAAGAAGCGCGCCGUCUUCGGCAAGCCCAGAGGCGGCAACCUCGCCGCGCCCACCGACUCGCCGCAUCCCAGGAAGCCAAAGGCCCAGGGACCCGGCAGAGGGAGGAAGAAGGGAAUGGUCUAUGCUGACUUACAGAUGCAGACAAACCUUUCGCCUGUGACCAGUGCGGCGCGCGCUACAAGACACGGCCGGGACUCACCUAUCACUACACGCACUCGCACAAGGAGCAGGGCACUGGCCGAGGGGCCGUGGCGGGGGCCGGGGGCAGUGUGGGUGGGGCGGCAGGUGACGAGGAGGCAAGCAGCGAGGCACUGCCUCCGCCUUCGCCCUCCAACGCCCCCAACGUCCAGGACAAGGGCACCGACCCAGCCGCCGCACAAGGCAAAGGUUGGACCAAGUUUCAGGACAGUUAUCUCACCUUCCUUAACACCCCCGGUACGAACACUCGCUCUCUCUUCUUUCUUUUUCUUUCUCACACACCUAUUUUUUGCUUUCUGCUUGUUGAUUCAUUUACUCUCAAUGGUUUAUUGGUUUCUCUCCGUCUACUAAUAUCAUCUCACAACU